Biomphalaria glabrata is the source of this 7791-nucleotide messenger RNA. Its product is annotated as gem-associated protein 5-like. Lineage: Eukaryota; Metazoa; Mollusca; Gastropoda; Planorbidae. The transcript has 29 exons. Bases 101 to 5929 code for a protein of 1942 amino acids. The record is from RefSeq and is a predicted model, not a curated record. Gene Ontology annotation, molecular function: protein binding.
UGGACUAAAUUUCACAGUGGGAAAAUACAAAACUACGAAGUUAGUCGUGUGCUAAACAAUUUGCAAUAGAAUUCAUUGGAAUUGAUCUGAAAGUCAAAUCAUGCCAGAAAUCGUCCUACCAAACUCACCAAAUUGGUUUUUGUCUUCAGUAAGCAGUGGAAAUGAUUCAGGUCUCUAUGCAUUUGGAGCGAGAAAUAAUGUAUUUGUCUAUGACGUUCAACGAACGAGCGAUUCCGACCAUGAAUUGAAUGGGGACAACGGCAACGAUUGUACAGCGGUUACAGCGGGUACGGUUGUACCAUCAUUUGUAGCUUGCUAUACUGAACACUCCGAGAAAAUUACGGCCGUUACAUUGUCUCCAGAUUCAUCUCAAUGGUUGUGCUGCUCAUGUGAUGAAAUCUCAAUAAGAUUAUGGGAUAUAAGAUCACUUGUCACUAUUCAAAGUCAAAAUGAAUGCAAGGAAAAACUCACUUGUAUGACAUGGUGUCCACGUAAUACAGAUUUGAUUGUUACUGCCUGUGAAAAAGGAACUGUGCUGACUUGGAAGCUGAGUAAAAAUGCUGUACAAAGUUUUCGGUUUGAGAAGGAGUAUGUGUAUAGCAUAAAGGCAUCACCUCAUCAUGCUUCACAAGUAGCACUUGGAUAUCGUAUGGGAACAGUGUUGAUUGUGGAUCUCAGCGCUAAUGAACCUAUCGUCUUACAAAAACUGAGAGGUCAGGAAGGUGAGAUCACUUCAAUCAGCUGGUGUCCUUUGCGAGGAGAAAAUGUUCUGCGUGGCAGUGGUGAUGAUGAUGAUGGAGUUCUUAUAGCAGCAGCUAGUAGAAAAAUUGUUAAAAUUUGGAGCUCAACCAAUGGAAAAGAGAUUUGGUUUAAGAAACUCCCACAGGCAGCAACCUCACGUCAAGACCCUCAGGAUUUGAUGGGCAAAAGGCAAUGGUUAGAUAUCUUAUGGCACAAGUCAAUGCCCCAGUAUAUUCUGUGCACAUCUUCAGGGUCAUUUGGAGAACUGUUUUUACUGAAUGUAUGUCAGAAGAAUGAUCAGGAAAUGGAACAUUUUACUGUACGUCCAACAGGCAAAAAUAGAUUUAUAUUCAAUAUAGCUGCUGUGGGAGGAGAUAAGUUGUGUACAUUUUCUUUGGACAGAAUGAUUUCUGUGUGGAGUUUAAAACAACGCGAGUUACUGUGUUCAAUAAGUUCGUUUGGUGGCCAUGUUUACUGUAUCAGAGGAUCACCAGUAGAUCCAGGUUUUGUAGCUAUAGCAGCUGGGGAUAGUGCAGUGAGGAUUUGGAAUCAGGGCAACAAAUCAAACCCUUUAGAUUUUUCAAGUUUAUAUUUUGCAAAUAGAGUGAAGAUCACAGCGCUUGCAUGGCAUCCAAAGAAGGAAGGACUCUUGGCAUUUGGCACUGACCAAGGCAGAGUUGGAGUUUGCAACACCCUAAAUUUCAAAGCACCAACAGUCUCAGCAACUAGUCAUAAUAAAACUGUCUAUGUUGUUUGUUGGGCACCACCUUUGAAAAUGGAAGCAGCCACUGACAGCAGCUAUCAAGUGUACUCUGUUGGAGAUGGUACAAUCCUACAGCAUUUCAUAGGCGAGUCCAAAAAACCUGCCAUCAAUUUUUUAAACUCCAUAAUGGCUCUGAACAAGACUGAGACUGAGAGACUGUCUAGUAGUGAAUUGUCUUGGCGUAAAGAUAACACUGGCUUUGCUGUUGGCUAUGAUACUGGCUGUGUGGCAGUGUACAACUUCCCAAGUCUACAACAGCUGUGUAAAAUAACCACACACUCUAAGAUCAUCAACUGCAUCCGCUGGCAUCCAGAGACAACUGGAGAGUCACCUGGAGGGUCUCAGUGUAAAAACUGGGUCGCCUUUGCUGGAAAUGGAACCACAAUUUCUGUUGUCGAUCUGUCUAAAUAUUUUGAUAAUUUGAGAAAACAAGAUUCUGUUGUAGAGGAGAUCACACAGGUGUUUUGUCAGGUUGAAGGUCAUUUACAAAGAACAACAGAUCUUUGCUGGAGCCCUCAUCAUGAUGGACGACUGGCAAGUGUGGGCUAUGACAACACCGCCAUUGUGUGGAAUAUGAAAAGUUCUGAAGCUAUUGCUAGCUUUAAAGGACAUUCUGUUAAACUGUUGACUGUACACUGGAGCAACUUAGACCCAGAUGUUAUCAUGACUGGUGGUUUUGAUGCAACGCUAAGAGUCUGGAGAGUCUCCGAGCAAACCUUGUCUAUACUCUGCAUGGCAGAAAGAAAAAGGAGAAAGAAAAACUUGGCCAAGAUUGCCAAAAAUUCAAAAUGUGUAGAUGUGUCUCCAGAGAAAUCUUUGGCUACUCAAGAGGAAAUAACAGAACUGCAGGAACUCAUUAUGCUUAAGAAACGAAAGCUAUUACAGCAUGUGCCAAAUGGUAACAGUGAAAAUGGCCAGGAGAGUGUUGGAUCUAGUCCGACGAAUUUCUCAUUGGUUAACCACCAACCUGUGCACAACAGUAAGGACUUUCAAGGACACCUCAACGGCGACAGUCAAAGUCUGUGUACCAAGCAGUCUGGCAAUGUGGACGGAGUACGUCCUGACAUACACAGUGACACUGCUGAAGGUGGCCAGCCUGUCAGGCGCGAGGUGCCCUUAGUGAGUGACCUGGUGUCUCCAGUGAAGCCCCUGUUUCCCAGAUCCGCCAGAGUGGAUUCCCAAAGUGCAGGGCCGGUGGCAGGAGAUGGCUUAACAUCAGAGCUCUCGGACAAAAGCAAAAGACGUAAGAACAAAGCCAAGUCACUCUUUCCUGUAUGCGCUGCGGCCAAUAACCGAAGCAAGGCCGCUCUUCACGAGGACAUCUUAGAUCUGACAAGGUUAAUCACAGGUCAAGGCCCUUCUGCCCUAGUUGAUACCAAACCUCAUCUUGGAAUUUUCACAGAUAGAUUAGGAGCCCACAGAUGUAUUCUCCAAGAAAGCGAGUACCAUCUUAACAAUGAGAACAUGGAGUAUCACCUCCAGUUGGAGUUAUGGAGAGGUAACAUUGCCGGAGCUGUGCAGAUAGCCAGACAGCGAAACGAGUUGUCUGACUGGAUAGUGGCCAUGGCACCUUUGGCCUCUCACGACCUCUGGGAACUGGUGAGUGCCGAGUACGCGGAGCAGCUGGAAGAAGAUGGUCAGUACCACAAGGCCGCCACAUACCUCCUGGCCGCCCACAAGGUCUACCAAGCCAUUGAUCUGUUCAGGAGGCAUCGUCUGUUUAGGGAAGCAGUAUCACUGGCUCGAAUUCGACUGUCUCCUGUGGAUCCACUACUGGAAGACCUGUAUACAGAGUGGGGCCAGAACUUGAUGAAAGAUGGACUCUUUGAACAAGCAGCCAAAUGUUAUCUGGCUAUGAGACAUAUCCAAGAAGCAGGAAAAGCACUGACCAGGAGAUAUGAUCAAACCUCAUUGAAAACUGCCUGCCAUAUGACACUGCUGGUCAAUGACAAACAACAAGGACUGUCCUAUGCCUACAAAUUGUUCACUCAGAAUCUAUUGAUGGGAGAGUGGCAGGAAGCAUACAAGUUUUUGGCAGAACACAACUCUCUAAAGGUGUUGUUGCCACUUCUCAGUACACAUGAACUGCUGAUUCAUCAUCUGUCCAUCAUGUGUCCAUCGAUGGUACUCACACAAAAGCCAGUGACUAAGGCCAGUUUCUCACAGUGGUGUAAAACAGAUGACAUGAAAAGCACCAUUUCUCUUCCAGAAUUUUUAGUGGACAGGUCAGAUGUUGAUCCAGUGGUACCUUGGGAGCCUUAUCUGAUUGGAGGACACACCUUUCCUCACCACUUGCUCAGGGUCUGGCACCAACAUUUGGAUAUUACAAUGGUGACUCAGGAACUAAUGGCCAUGCACACAGCUAUUUCCCAACUUAUUUCACUCCGACAGAACCUAGGAGACUUGCCAAAUCUUCUGAUUCUAGUUAGCAUGGACAUCACUCUAUGUUUGUUAGUACUACUUACAUCAGAGACAUCCUCAGCCAUUGUCCACCUCCUACAGGCCAUGUCCACCCUUCACAGUAGUGGCAACAGGUUACUUCUCCAGGCAUUGUGCCGGCUAAUACUGCCGCAAGGUCCCAAGUAUAUGUUAAAACUACAACAAGAAUUCAAUGCCUCCAGAGUUCUCAUCACCAUGGAGAGUCAUGGUGAUGUGGACAAGGCUGGGGGUGAGGGCCAUAACAGCAUCAAGAAGUUUGUGACAGACAUCAAAGAGGACAGCGCCAUCACAAUGUCCAGCCCCAGGUGCAGGGAGCUGGACUGUCUGCGAGCCUUCUACUACCUGGCUGUGCUGGACUACCUCCACAACAGCUGCUCAUCCACGCAGCAGGAAGAAGACAUUCUGGAUGGCAUGCCCAAUAGACAGAAUCUUUCCAGAGAUAACAUUAAGGUGGACUUAAAGGAAACAAAAAACUCAGGUUCUGACAUGGUGGAUGUAGUUUCCAAAGGUUGUGAUAUCACCAUGAAUGUUAACCCUACCCAUAAUUCUUUGACAGCCAGUUCAGUGUAUCAAACAAUUGUUACAGACUUUUCCAAUAUAGGAAAAACCUGCUCAAACAGUGAUUAUUGUGCCAAAAAUAGUGUCAAUUUCUCUCAUUGUACAGUAUCUCCAUCAUCUGCUUCUUCAUCCUUGCCAACUCUCUUACUGCCAGGGUCAAGGUCACCAACUGAUUCAUCAUCUCCAGUUGAUCCUCCGAGUGUGCCUUCCAGUGUUCAUCAGACCCAGUCUACAGUUCAUCCAAGUACGACCUCUCAUCAAUCUAUCCUGGUAGGCACUGCCACAUCUAAACCUGCCACAGCAUCAGAGGAGCCCUCCUUGCCUGGUGCCAAUGGCAGCAGUCCAGUGAUGACUGGAAAAGGUCAUGAUUAUAAAGGUCAGCUCAACCACAAGAACCUCCUGAGACUUUCUAAAGGAAUCCUCUGGGAUGUCCAGGCUAAGAGAGAGGCCCUGACUGAGACUCUGGGUCACAUCCACAGUGCCAUUGCUCAGCACCUGCUGGCCAACAGGUCUGAGGAGAUGUCCAAGUCAACGUCAGCCCUCAGCCCCACAAACUGCAGCAGGCCUUUCAUGUCUCCUCUAGAUGGAGAGUUGGAGGCGGAUGGUUGCUGCCACCAGUCACGCCACUUCACACUCCCAUCACAAUCAUUGUCCCCAACAGCUUUCUCAGUGAUCAACUCAGCCGCUGUCAAAACAGAAUCCAUUUUAUGUUCUGCAAACACUCCACAAACUGUUUUGGAUGCUGUGGCAACAUCAUUUACAAAAGUUGAUGAUCAGGUGUCAUCUAGUGGGGACAAUGUUAGCCUUGAUCGAGCCAGGUUAUUGUCUCCUCAGCCGACAGUUAAAUCCAGUGACAAGGUCAACAGAGGCCCAUUCCGGAGUAAAUCUGAAAACUCUGCCAGCAACUUGUCAGUCCAACUUGAUACUACUGUAUCACCCCAAGUUGAGACUGAACUGUUAAAUAGUUUUGAAGGUACUUCUGUAGCAUUCCAAAAAACUAAAAAGAUUCUGUGGCUGGACAACAGUAGGAGAUCCAUGGAUGAAAGUCUUGGCAGCCCACAGCCAACCAUCUCCAAACUUACUCCUGAUGGCAAUGUGAUCCCUGUUGAAUGGGUUGACCUUCCAGUUGAUGUCAGAUACAUUCAGCCGUACCUCACCCUACCACUACUUAAACAUGAGCAAGACAUUGUUACUCAGGAAUUGAAGCGGCUGCCAGAUGCCACCAAAGUUCCUUUUCCCUGUACCAGCACAAGUGUUCGAAGAUUGCUAGAAGCUUGCCUGAGCUCUCCCCACCUGAGUAAGGAGCAAAAGGUGAGCUACUUUAAGCAGUUGAAUGACUGGGCCAUGCUAUUUGCUGUCACUACACAUCAGCAGCAUGAAACCAACACUAUGUUCUCUGAUGCCUUCGCUGACUACUUUAAGCAUUGACCACCUUCCACUGGGGUUGGCAAGGCAUUUCUUGUUUGGCUGACUACUUCAAGCGUGACCACCUUCCACUGCGGCUGGGAAGGCAUCUCUUGUUUGUGCACAAAAUGUGGGAAAGUGUUUGGCCUCUUUUAGUUUAACCACAGAAGUUAUACUCAACAGAAUGUGCAAUGGCUUCUAAAUAUUUUUUUUCUAGAAGCUACCUGCUCAGCCACUGGAUUAUUAGGUAAUUAAUCAUUGAACAGCAAAUGUUCAUAUUUAAUUUUUUUUGUUUUAAGAAAGUCAUUGUAUAUUUAAUUUGUCACUUUGCUAAUGAGCAUUAUGACUACCGGUAAUGCUGGUGUUUAUGUUAGUGACUGACAAUUCUUUACUUCACAGUAUGUUCUGGGCAGAGAUUGCACAUUUUGAUGAAUAUGUUGUUCUGUCUCUUGACUGGAUUAGGUUGAUUUUAAAACUGGUACACUACCAUUAACUUUUGUUGUCAAGUCACUUGUACUUUCAAGAAAAAAAAGCAUUGUUUAGAUUAUUUUAAUAUUGGCUUAGAUUAUUUUCAUUUUUCUUAUUUAUGUAUUGAAAAUAGAAAGAUAGUUGGGAAUUGUUUAAAUUGUAUUUAUAUAAGUAACAUUUAAUAUUUCAUGUGCAUAGUUUCAAUUCUUUUAAUGUACAAUCUCAUCCAUUUUAGAAUUCAUAUUUUAAAGACCUUACUUUCUGUACCAGUAUUUAUUAAAUUGACAAUUGUGUAUUAGACAAACUUUUCAUACUUAAAGAACAACAAGUACUUAACUGAACAAGCAUGAAAAAAAAAAUUAUUAGCUUAUUAAUUUUAGUAAAAUGUAUGGAAAGUUAAUGAUAAAUGUGCCUCCUUGCCAUUUUCCCUUGGAGAAGAAAUGUUCCCAAAUGCCUUGUGUAUGUUUGAGAGUAGAAACUUGGGAAACUUGUCUCUACUCCUGAGCUGUAGGUUGUAAAUAAGUCACUUGUUGUGAGUCUUACAAAACAUCCUUGACCUGGUGACCUUGUUGUUUAUGUUUGAGUUUGCCGGUGAUGUUGAGCAGAAGUCUACUGGUAUAGAAUGAUGUCACUUGCAGUUAGCACAAUUGAUGUCUAGAUGGAAACAUUCCAUUGGUUACAUAGUUUCAGUGAGCAUCAGUUGAUUACUUUAAGUGAUUUUUUUGUUUUAUUUAAUGCAAUUUGAAAUGUACAAGGCUAAUAUUCUCUCUUUGUCUACUUUUUUUAGACCAAAAAUAAAUAUUUUUAUUGUAUUUGGGGUGGGUCAGCGUUUUGUUUUUAAAUCAAAAAUAAAUCUUUUUAGUUAUAUUGGGGGUGGGGCAUUUUAUCUAUAGCGGAUAGUUUAAAAAUAAAAAAAAUAGUUAUAUAGGUUUAUGGUUAACAACAGAUUGUAAGUGAACCAGUGGGCUUAACUGAUAUUGAUUUUUGUUUAAAAGUCACUCUUUAGGAUACUAUUGAUUACAACCUUGUUGAUACAAGGGAUAUUUAGUUAGUUCCCUUGUAUAAUAUAAUAUCUGUAAGUGUUAAGUUUACAUUUAUAAUAGCUCUGUAAGUUUUAUUUUGUUAGCAAUAGAAAAACCUGUUGAACUCAGAACACAAAAAGAGAUUGACAUUAACUAAAGGAUAGCAGUUGUUUUGUUUUUUUUGUUUGUUUUUAUUUUGUUGAAGUCAUCACUCUGUUAUGUGUUGAAUGCAUUUGAAUUGUUUUGAAUUUUUCUGGGUUACAUUUUUUAUGUUUGUUUGCUCUAGAAACCUCAGUGUUGAUAGCAGUGUUUGAAUUGGUCCUAAAUAAGGUCCAGAGUUAUCCAAAGCUAUGUUUGAGUCGUACGCAGUACUGUCAUUAAACUAUUUCAAUUAAA